AUGGACCGUGAAAAAGCACCAAGUACGGUGACCGCGAUGCCUUCCGGUAACCCGCCGCCGGCCCGGGACGGCCCUGAGACCGAGACGCCGCCGUCCGAAGACCCAUCCGUGCCGGACAAGGAGGUCAUCCAGCCAGAUGAACAGGAAUACGUUACGGGUUUCAAGUUGGCCAUUAUUGUUGCCAGCGUCGCCCUUGCUUGUUUUCUGAUGCUCCUGGAUACCAUGAUUAUCAGCACGGCAAUCCCACGCAUCACAGAUACCUUCAACUCGCUCCCCGAUGUUGGAUGCGCCGCGCCACAGCCACUCACGGGAAAAAUAUACACACACUUCAACACCAAGUGGUCAUUCUUUGUCUUCUUCGGUAUCUUCGAGAUUGGCUCCGUUCUCUGUGGCGCCGCCGUCUCAUCCGCCAUGCUCAUCGUCGGCCGAGCAGUAGCCGGAUUCGGCGCGGCUGGCAUUAUUAACGGCGCGAUUACCAUCAUCUCGAGCUGUGCUCCGCUGGAGAAACGCCCUGUAAACCAGCUUGGUUUAGUCGCAGGGCCCCUAAUCGGUGGCGCGUUUACCUCGUACACAACAUGGCGGUGGUGCUUCUACGUCAACCUCCCCGUCGGUGCCGUUGCCGUGCUAGCCCUCCUCAUCCUUCGCAUCCCCGAGCAGACAAAAAAGCAGAACCCGUUGGUGGUGCUCCAGAAUCUGCACCACUACCUCGACCUCCUCGGGUUCGUUCUGUUUGCCCCCGCUGUCCUGCAGCUCCUCCUCGCUCUCCAAUACGGAGGCAGCCAGUACCCAUGGAACUCAUCCCGUGUGAUCGGUCUGUUCUGCGGCUCGGCUGCCAAUUUUGUGGUGUGGCUCCUCUGGAACCGGUAUAAGGGGGAUGAUGCACUGCUUCCGCCGUCCAUGGUCAAGCAGACGGCAGUCUGGGCGUCGGGGCUCUACCAGGCGUUCAUGAUUUCGGCCGUGUACGGUGCCACGUUCUUUCUUCCGAUUUACUUCCAGGCCAUCAACGACGCGAGCCCGAUGAUGAGCGGCGUGUACCUUCUUCCCACCAUCCUGCCACAGCUGUUUGCGGCUGGAUACGUGAUCUACCUCGCCAUCCCCGGCACCAUCCUCCUCUCCAUAGGCUCCGGGCUCUACUCCAUCCUCAGACCCGGCAGCCCAACCGGAUGGUGGGUUGGCUUCCAGAUCAUCGCGGGCUUCGGUUCCGGCCUCAGCAUGCAACUGGCCAUCCUCGCCGUGCAAGCCGCCGUCGGCGCCGACAACCUGGCCACCGGCAUGGCCUUCGUGAUCUUCGCGCAGUCCCUCGGGCCCGCCAUCAUGCUCGCACUCUGCGACGUCAUCUUCGACGCCAGCCUGCGGUCGGGGCUGCAGGCGCGGGUGGGCCACCUCGACACGGAGGCUAUCAUCCGGGCGGGGGCGACGGGGUUCCGCGCGAUCGUGCCGGCGGUGGAUCUGCCCGCGAUUGUCAUGGUGAUUGCGGAUAGCGUGGAUCGCGUGUUUUAUUUGGUGGCGGCGGUGGCGGCGGUUUGUGGGGUGGUGUUGUGGGGGAUGGGGUGGACGGAUUUGAGGAGGCGGGAGGAGGGGGGUGCGGCGGGGGAUGUGGAGGGUGGGAAGGAGAAGGCGAGUGAGCUGGCGUAG
This is a messenger RNA of Chaetomium globosum CBS 148.51, 1635 nucleotides long. RefSeq lists its product as uncharacterized. Bases 1 to 1635 code for a protein of 544 amino acids. Gene Ontology annotation, biological process: transmembrane transport. Gene Ontology annotation, molecular function: transmembrane transporter activity. The transcript has 9 exons. The record is from RefSeq and is a predicted model, not a curated record. Lineage: Eukaryota; Fungi; Ascomycota; Sordariomycetes; Sordariales; Chaetomiaceae.